Penicillium antarcticum is the source of this 852-nucleotide messenger RNA. Its product is annotated as RNA-binding signal recognition particle subunit SEC65. Gene Ontology annotation, cellular component: signal recognition particle, endoplasmic reticulum targeting. Gene Ontology annotation, molecular function: 7S RNA binding. The record is from RefSeq and is a predicted model, not a curated record. Lineage: Eukaryota; Fungi; Ascomycota; Eurotiomycetes; Eurotiales; Aspergillaceae. Gene Ontology annotation, biological process: SRP-dependent cotranslational protein targeting to membrane, signal sequence recognition; SRP-dependent cotranslational protein targeting to membrane. The coding region runs from base 1 to 852 and encodes 283 amino acids. The transcript is spliced from 2 exons.
AUGUCGCACGCUCGCGUUGAGGAAGUCUCCGACUCCGACCCUGAGGAGGUCGCUCCUGACUAUGACAGCGACGAAGACCUCCCCGCCAAUGCCAUCAUCUCGCCCGCAAACAUCCCAAACCGGGCUCCAGCACCCCAGCCGCAAGCUCAGCCCCAGAUGCAAAUGCCUCAAAUGCCUCAAAUGCCUCAAAUGCAAGCUCCUGAGCCCCAGCGCGAGAUCCCCAGACAUUUCUCAUGCCUGUAUCCCGUUUACUUCGACAAGACCCGAUCGCGCGCCGAGGGCCGCAAGGUGGGCGCCGAGCUUGCGGUGGAAAAUCCUCUUGCUAGAGACAUUGUCGAUGCCGUUCAGAUGCUUGGUUUGAAUGCUGGCCUGGAGCCGGAGAAGCUGCAUCCCAAGGAUUGGGCGAACCCUGGUCGUGUGCGCGUGCAGGUUAAGAAUGAGGAUGGCAAGCUGGCCAACCCCAAGAUCAAGAACAAGCACCACCUUUACAUUCUCGUUGCGCAGUACCUCAAGGCCCACCCGACUAACGAGCAGUCUCCUUACCGGUUACGCAUUCGUGGCCUGCCCAUGCCCGAGAAGCUCCCAGCUGCCCCGGCCGCUCCACGGGGCUGGAAGAUUGGAAAGAUCCUGCCGAUCCACUCCCCCGCCUACAGCGGUGGUGGUGUCAGCGACAACCCUCUUAAGGACGCGAUGGCGGAGAUGCAGAACAUGCAAGGAAUGCCUGGUAUGCCUUCAAUGCCCGGAAUGCCUGAUCUUAGCAUGCUGGGUCUGGGUGGUGGCGAGCCUGCAGGCCCGAGUGGUGCUGGCGGCGCCGAAAAGAAAAAGAAGGAAAAGAAGAAGGGCAAGGCAUGA